GAUGCGUGUGUAUGUGUCGUUAGCAGCAAGUAUAAUGGGACCUUCAUGAUAGCUGAACACCAUGUCUGUUUCUAAUGUGUGCCAUGUCUGUUUUCACUCACUAAUAAUCUGUUUCUCUCUUCUUUUUCUUUUCUUUUCUUAUUUUCCAUUUCAUCUGUUUUGUUAUCUGCCCCUCAUCCAUUUAAAAAAAAUCACACCCUUCUGUAUAAAUGAUUGCACUGACUCACACACAUGUAAUCAAUGGGCAUGUGUUGUGUACUGUGGGUGUUUGGGUGGUCACUUCCAGCGGGCUUCAUUAAGUCGCCCCUGUCCCAGAUGAAAUUAAUAGGCGAUAGUGCGGAGCUGCACUGCGAGGUUAUAGGCAACCCCAUCCCCGAGGUGCAGUGGUGGUUUGUUGAGGGCGAGGAGCCGGCUGAGAUCUACACCCAGCUGUUUGACGGGGCGCGCGACGACCAAGUGCGGAUCAACGCCACGUACAUCCACCACGCCACCAGCACCCUUUACAUGUCCAAUCUCACGCUCAACGACACGGGCACGUACGAGUGCCGUGCCUCGAACGACCCCGACCGCAACGACCUGAGGAAGACGCCCAAAAUCAAGUGGAUCCGCUCCCAAGCGAACGUUUUAGUGUUCGAAAGUGAGUGACGGCACGGGGGUUGCGGGCAGUCCACCACCGAGAGGGUGGCCAGUGCUCUAGCUCCUGUCCGUCAUCCCUUUGAACCCGCCCUCUGCUCCACCCACCUCCCCAUUGUUCCAGGCGCCCUCCUCUUACAGGAGUUCGGCUGGGAAUCGAGACCCCCCUCCCCCAGUUCUCCACCCAUAGCCCUUCCCACCAGUAGUCCUCGCCUAGUUCUGCUAGUCUUACCUUCCCCGUACUCCAUUUUCCCCUGUAUAACCCUUGGAAAGCAGGAAAUGAUUUGUAUCAGAUUUGCUUUCUAGUAGAGGUUGUUGGGUAUUUGUCAUGCUGUGUCCAGAUUAUGUCAGCCUGAUUAGCUUAGCUUUCCGCUUGUGUGUUUUCUAAGUCUGAUCAGAAAGAGAUUUAGGUUGAUAUAUAGAGAUUAAUAUGUACAGUACUUGAAUUCUUUUCCAUCGGAAAGCUGAUUUUCCUGUAAAGAACACGGCAACUGGACUUAUGGCAAAACGCAGCCACGGGACUCUCUUUCUCUCUCUCUUUCUUUAUCUCUCUCUCCCUCUUGCUCUCUCUCGCUCUCUCUCUCAGUAUGUUAACCCACUGCCCCCCCCCUCUUCUAUUUGAAAUUCCUCUGUUGAACAAUCCUGCACCUUGCUCCUCUUUGAUGUUCUGAGCUGUGGGUUCUCCAUGCCUUACUGGCUGAGCUGCCACUGCCUGUGUUCAUUACACUUCUCCCUCCUUGUGGUUCUUAGCAUAGUUCCCGUUCCUCGCCCUACAAGCAUCAACCUUCUCCGGUCUCUUUAGUGGUUGUUGGGAGUCCCCUUUGGAGUGUGCUUUGUCUGUCCUUAGCUAGAGAUAGACCUAAGCUGCUGCAGUGAAGGGUGAUUGUGUUGUUUGUUGGCCUUUGUAGUGGAGUGAUGAACAAAGCUUCUACAUUAGGCUCAAUAAUAUCUAGCCAUCUAGAGAGUGUAUUUUGUAUUUUGUAUAGUGUCUCUUUGCAUGAUUGCCAAUUCCACCAAAGGGUUUUAGAUAUGUGCAGCUGCUGCCAGGCUUCUUGCCAUUGGCGUAGCUGGCCUCCUUAGACUGGUGAUCUUUCCAUCGAUGACUUGGACCUCCUAAUUCUUGUCUCUGUCCCUGUGCACGUGUGCU
Messenger RNA from Sardina pilchardus (European sardine), 1780 nucleotides. Its product is annotated as basigin-like. The coding region runs from base 241 to 645 and encodes 134 amino acids. Lineage: Eukaryota; Metazoa; Chordata; Actinopteri; Clupeiformes; Clupeidae. The transcript has a single exon. The record is from RefSeq and is a predicted model, not a curated record.